AUGGGCAAGAAACGUUUAGGCGCGCUAGAAAAAGUUGAUGCAGACCUAUCAAAUCUUCAAUAUAAGAUCAGAAAGGAUCCCAAGUCAUACAGCGAAGAUUUUCUUAAUCAGUAUCAGCAAUAUCAAUCCCAGCGUGAUAUAUUUCUAGCUUCUCCUGGCGCAACAACUACAGGUGGAAUAACCUCGUUUCAUGAUCUUAUCGACUUCGUCGCUCAUGUCGCAGAAUGCUUCCCUCGAGAAACGGUCGAAUUUCCCGGAGACUUGAAAAAGAUUCUUACCACUCACCAUGCCCACUUAGAAAGUGAGUUGCGUGAGAAAAUUGUGGGAAGCUUGGUCUUAUUGAAGAGGAAAAACAUCAUAAAUUCCGCAGAGCUUCUUGAUACUUUACUUCCUAUACUUUUAAAGACCCCGAGUAAAACUUUACGCACCGUGCUGUAUCAGAAAAUAUUAUCAGAUCUUCGCAACUCUAAUUCUAAAUCGACAAAUCACCCUUUAAAUAGGUCCAUGCAGACGACUCUACAUAACCUCCUAACAUCCGAUCUCUCCUCACCAAAAGGUCUCUGGGUAGUUAAAAUAACGCGUGAGCUAUGGAGACGACAGAUCUGGGUAGAUGCCAAAACAGUCGAGAUCAUGAAAGAAGCAAGUUUAGUAGAUAACGUCAAGGUAAUUGGAGGUGGGAUACGGUUUUUUUUGGGCGGCGAUAAAGAGCGGGAAGAAUUAGAUGACGAGAGUAGUGACGAAGAUGGAGGGAUCGAUAUUGGAAAAUUAAAGCAUCAAGCAGGUAUUAACAAGAAGAGAAAGAAGACUAAAAAGAAUAUCGAGGAAGCUGUUAAGAAAUUAAAGAAACAUGAAAAAAAGAAGAAGUCCCCGCACCCGCUUAACUUUUCGGCUUUCCACCUUCUGCACGACCCGCAAAGUUUUGCUGAAUUACUUUUCUCAAAACACCUUCAAAAUACCAAAUCGAAACUUAACCUUGAACAAAAAUUACUUGUACUACAGCUCGUUUCUCGACUGAUAGGCCUACACAGAUUGACAGUAAUUUCGCUUUAUUCAUACUUCACCAAGUAUCUCACGCCACGACAACCCUCGGUAACUACUUUUCUUGCCUGUCUCGCACAAGCAACACAUUCUUUAGUUCCACCUGAUGCACUAGAACCAUUGGUUCAAAAAAUUGCUAAUGAGUUCGUAUCCGAAGCUUCUGCUUCCGAGGUCGCAUCGGCUGGUCUUAAUGCCAUUAGAGAAAUUUGUGUCCGGCAGCCUUUGGCCAUGAGCGACACUCUAUUGCAGGAUCUAGUUAUGUACCGUAAAAGUAAAGAUAAAGGAACUAUGAUGGCUGCAAAAGGUCUCCUUUCGCUGUAUCGUGAAGUAGGUGCUGAUCUACUCAAAAAAAAAGAUAGAGGGAAAUCUGCAACUAUAGGCCUUAAAUUAGGAACGAUAAAAGGGCGUCGAUUUGGUGAAGAAGAGGUUGGCUGUAUUGAGGGACUGGAACUACUCGAGGAAUGGAAGACUCAGGAGCGCGAGCGAAGACGUAUCGAGAAAGGCCUUGUAUCAGGCGAGGAAGAUUCUGAGUCUAACUUUGAUGAGAACGAAGCAAAUGGAUGGGAAAAUUGGGAUGUACAAAGCAAUACUUCAGAAGAUUCCGGUGGAUGGAUUGAUGUGGAAUCGGACGCUGAAAUAGAAUUAUCUGAUAGUGAUGAUGAUAAGCCCCCAACAAAAAAAACGAAAUCUUAUCCCGCCAAAACUGAUGAGGUUCUAGAAGAUAAUCUGAAAGAGCAAAGCAUAAGUCGCAGCCUGAACCUUGCAACGACUCAAAUUCUAACUCCAGCCGAUUUGGCAAAACUACAAGAACUUCGUAAUAUUACAGCCCUUAAAGGCUCACUUCAGUCAUCCAAGAGUACAAAAAUGGCAUCUUCUCGUCUAAAGGCUAUGGCUGAAAAGCAUGUUGAUGAUGCUAUCACAGCAGAAUCCAUCGAGGGACUCUCAAAAUUGCGACGCUCAACCAAAAAUGAAAUGGUAGCACUAGCACGCGAGGGCAAAGGCGAUCGUAGCGAGCACAAAAGCACACAGGCGUUGCGACGUCUUAAGAAAGAGGGCGAGGGUAAAAGCAGCACAAACAAGGAGAAAGCUCGCAAAAAGAAUUUCCUUAUGACACUUGGAAAGGCCAAAAGUAAGCAGAAACGAAGUCUCGUGCAAACGCGCCGGGUGCUGAAGGGUCAUAUCGAACGCAGCAAGAAGGGGGGAAAGCGAGGAAAUAUUGGAAUGUGA
Molecule: messenger RNA, 2265 nt
Organism: Blumeria graminis f. sp. triticale
Lineage: Eukaryota; Fungi; Ascomycota; Leotiomycetes; Helotiales; Erysiphaceae
Source: the annotation of a GenBank genome assembly